Physella acuta is the source of this 988-nucleotide messenger RNA. RefSeq names its product nucleoside diphosphate kinase 6. Gene Ontology annotation, molecular function: nucleoside diphosphate kinase activity. NCBI's taxonomy places the organism in Eukaryota, Metazoa, Mollusca, Gastropoda, Physidae. The record is from RefSeq and is a predicted model, not a curated record. Gene Ontology annotation, biological process: CTP biosynthetic process; UTP biosynthetic process; GTP biosynthetic process.
CUUAAAAACUUGACAGUCAAUACCAAUAAACAAAACAAUAAAACCAAUUAUGAUUGUGAGAAAACCUCUACAAUUGACUUUAGCUUUGCUAAAACCUGAUGUUGUCUCUCAUCCUCACAUAUUAACGAAUGUAAGACAGCUUAUAUUAGAGAAUGGAUUUUAUUUUAUUCUGUCCAGACAUCUCCGGAUGACCCAUGCACAAGCAGAGGAGUUCUAUGCUGAACAUCGAGGAAAAUUUUUCCAAAACAGAUUAGUGUCCUUUAUGAGCAGUGGACCUAUCUGGAGUCAUGUACUAUGUGGUGAUGAUGCCAUUGCCAGAUGGAGGAAGCUGAUGGGACCCACUAAAGUUCUCAAGACUGUGUUUGAAGAUCCCCAAAGCAUCCGAGGCCUUUAUGGACUUACAGACACAAGAAACUGCACCCACGGCUCUGAUUCCAAUGAAACAGCGAGGCGAGAAAUAAAUUUUUUCUUCCCUGAGUUUAACAUUGACCAGUGGUUUGAACAACAGCAUGAUUACUUUUACAAAGACCUGGUAGAGUUUGAUGCCUCUGUGUGUCAGCAUAUAUCUAUACCAGACUUUAGGACGCAGCAGGACGAUGUGAUUACAUAAUAAAUACUGAGAGAAUAUAUUUCUGUUCUAUAACUUACUUAUUUGUUUUUUGUAUGCUGCUAUCACUUAAUUUAUUUAAAAGAUCAUCUUUUCUCUUUUGUGCCCAAGAAAUUUGGAUACACCACAGAAAACUAGUUUAAAGAUAUCAUACCCAAAUUCAGAAUUCUGUAUUGUUUCGAGAAUGAUGGGAGUUGUAUUUAAACGUCAUUAUUUUGACAAAUUAAUUGUGACAGAGGACUAGAACAAAGACUAAAUUAUUAAUGUCUUUAAAUUAUUUCAGUAAUAGUCAGCAGUAGCAUCUCACCUUACAUUAUUUAUACGUAAUAGCUAAACUUAAAGUUGUAUCUUCAAUAACAGCAUAAUGAUAUAUUAUUUUUA